Messenger RNA from Suncus etruscus (white-toothed pygmy shrew), 2563 nucleotides. RefSeq names its product chondroitin polymerizing factor (gene CHPF). Bases 71 to 2398 code for a protein of 775 amino acids. Gene Ontology annotation, molecular function: glucuronosyl-N-acetylgalactosaminyl-proteoglycan 4-beta-N-acetylgalactosaminyltransferase activity. Lineage: Eukaryota; Metazoa; Chordata; Mammalia; Eulipotyphla; Soricidae. Gene Ontology annotation, cellular component: Golgi cisterna membrane. The record is from RefSeq and is a predicted model, not a curated record. The transcript has 4 exons.
GACCACUCCUCGUGGGGCGCUGGGGCCGGCCGAUCGCGGGCUCCGGGCCGGGCCCCGCGGUCCCGGCGCCAUGCGGGCGUCGCUGCUGCUGUCGGUGCUGCGGCCCGCCGGGCCCGUGGCUGUGGGCAUCUCCCUGGGCUUCACCCUGAGCCUGCUCAGCGUCACCUGGGUGGAGGAGCCCUGCGGCCCCGGGCCACCCCAGUCCGGGGAUCCCGAGCUGCCCCCUCGCAGCAACAGCAAUGCGGCGCGUCGGCCCAAUUCGGUGCAACCCGGAGCAGAGCGCGAAAGGCCCGAGGCCGGCACCGGGGAGAAUUGGGAGCCGCGGGUCUUGCCCUACCACCCCGCACAGCCCGGCCAGACCGCCAAGAAGGCCAUCAGAACCCGCUACAUCAGCACGGAGCUGGGCAUCAGGCAGAAGUUGCUGGUGGCCGUGCUGACCUCCCAGGCCACGUUAUCCACGCUAGGCGUGGCCGUGAACCGCACAUUGGGACACCGGCUAGAACGUGUGGUCUUCCUGACGGAUUCCAGAGGCCGCCGGGCACCUCCAGGCAUGACCGUGGUGACCCUGGGUGAGGAGAGGCCUGUUGGACACUUGCACCUGGCAUUGCGCCACCUGCUGGAGCAGCACGGAGAUGAUUUUGACUGGUUCUUCCUGGUCCCCGAUGCCACCUACACGGAGGCACAUGGACUGGCACGCCUAGUGGGCCACCUCAGCCUGGCUACUGCGGCCCAUCUCUAUCUGGGCCGCCCUCAGGACUUUAUCAGCGGGGAGCCCUCCCCUGGCCGCUACUGUCACGGGGGCUUCGGGGUGCUGCUGUCCCGUGCUCUGCUGCAGCAGCUGCGCCCCCACCUGGAAAGCUGCCGCAAUGAAAUCAUCAGUGCCCGCCCUGACGAGUGGCUAGGCCGCUGUAUCCUGGACGCCACCGGCGUGGGUUGUACCGGACAUCACGAGGGGGUGCAAUACAGCUAUCUGGAGCUGGGCCCUGGGGAGUCUGUGCAGGAGCGAGACCCUCGUUUCCGAAGUGCCCUGACUGCCUACCCUGUGCGGGAUCCUGUGCACAUGUACCAGCUGCACAAGGCUUUUGCUCGGGCAGAACUAGAACGCACGUACCAGGAGAUCCAGGAGCUGCAGUGGGAGAUCCAGAACACUAGCCGCCUGGCUGCUGAUGGAGAACGGGCAGCCGCCUGGCCCGUGGGUAUCCCGGCUCCCUCGCGCCCGGCUUCCCGCUUUGAGGUGCUGCGCUGGGACUAUUUCACAGAGCAGCACACCUUCUCCUGCGCCGAUGGCUCGCCUCGCUGCCCACUUCGAGGGGCAGACCGCGCCGAUGUGGCCGAAGUUCUGGGGACCGCCCUGGAAGAACUCAACCGCCGCUACCACCCAGCCCUGCGGCUCCGUAAACAGCAGCUGGUGAAUGGCUACCGCCGCUUUGACCCGGCUCGGGGCAUGGAAUAUACGUUGGACUUACAGCUGGAGGCGCUGACCCCUCAAGGUGGUCGGCGGGCCCUGACCCGUCGUGUGCAGCUGCUGCGGCCACUAAGCCGCGUGGAAAUCCUGCCCGUGCCCUAUGUCACCGAAGCAUCCCGUCUCACCGUGUUGCUGCCUCUGGCAGCCGACGAGCGUGACCUGGCACCCGGCUUCCUGGAGGCCUUCGCCUCGGCUGUGUUGAAGCCAGGGGACCCCGCAGCCGCGCUCACCCUCAUGUUGCUUUAUGAGCCCCGGCAGGCCCAGCGUGCUGCCGCACACGCUGACAUCUUUGCCCCCGUCAAGGCCCACGUGGCAGAGCUGGAACGACGAUUCCCUGGCACCCGGGUGCCCUGGCUCAGUGUUCAGACCUCUGCGCCCUCCCCGUUGCGCCUCAUGGAUCUGCUUUCCAAGAAGCACCCAUUGGACACACUCUUUCUGCUGGCCGGGCCAGACACGGUCCUCACCCCUGACUUCCUCAACCGCUGCCGCAUGCAUGCCAUCGCAGGCUGGCAGGCCUUUUUCCCCAUGCACUUCCAAAUCUUCCACCCAGCCGUGGCCCCACCGCAGGGCCCGGGGCCCCCGGAGCUGGGCCGAGACACGGGUCGCUUUGACCGCCAGGCUUCCAGCGAGGCCUGUUUCUACAACUCCGACUACGUGGCAGCCCGUGGGCGGCUGGCCGCCGCUUUGGAGCAGGAGGAGGACCUGCUGGAGGGCCUAGAUGUCUAUGAACUGUUCGUGCGCUUCUCCUCGGGCCUGCAUGUCCUGCGCGCUGUGGAGCCCACGUUGCUGCAGCGCUAUCGGGCACCCGCGUGCAGCGCCCGGCUCAGCGAGGACUUGUUCCACCGCUGCCGUCAGAGCGCACUCGAAGGCCUGGGCACUCGCACCCAGCUCGCCAUGCAGCUCUUUGAGCAGGAACCGGGCAACAGCACCUGACCCUGCCGCAACACCUAGGCCCCCACCUGCUAGACUUCGGCUUGCCACCGGGUUUCCCUCUCCCUGGCUUCUGUGGGCCCUCAGGACAAGUCCCCACCAAGCACCAAGGAUGGUACCCGCCGAGCCAGCACCUCAAUCCGGCUCCCUUAACCUCCCCCCCUUCCA